UAUUGCUACGUAGAAUCAGUGCAACGCUGUCACGCCGCGCGACUUGUACGCAACAACAAGCCAGCCAGAACCAGUGAAGAAGUGGUACAGCUUUUCUUCUCUCGUGCUUUGAAACACCUUCGAACAAAGAGGAACGGAAAAUCCCGACGGAGAUUCUGUUCGAGUCCGUUUGAUGACAGUUUUUACCGAUCCCGAUCGCAGCUGUAUGAGGUUUCGAGCAACUAGGUACCAAGGUCGAAGAUCGGGAAGAAGGGCAGCCGUAGGUCGACCCGCGGAGGCCACGAUAACCGGUGUUGAAAAGGCGAAAAACAUCGUCACCAAAAAGGAAAUCGCCGAGCUGCUGUUCGAAACCUGUACUGGCUGCAAAAAGAUGGCCGCCAUUCCGCAAAGCGCGCUCACGGCGUGCAAGGUUCGCCGGAAUCUUGAACGGAACACUAUGAUAAGCCAUCCCGUGGACAAGAAAGAGAAAGCAGGCAAAGAUGUCUUGUUCAACGCGAGACUCUCCGUGGAAGGCAGAGAGCUGACGCCGAUGAAGUACAACAGCAAGCUGAUGAACAGCAUCUGGGGACUGUACAAUCGUUACUCGGUGCACAACUUUAAGAAGAACACCGACGCCAACGACGGGGUGUUCGGAUCGUUCGUGGCGGUUUUGGGGGCAGCUUUCGACAGCCAUGCACCCGCCGCGAACAAAAUGGCUGCAGCCGCAGCCGCCAAGAACAAUUCUUAAAGAAGAAAUAACGAACACAGAUUUACGACUCGAUAUUCAUCCGAAUUAUCCGUUUGGCAAUCGUGUUUUGUUAAUCGAUCGAAAUAUAUAGAACGAUCAAAUAGCAAUGGA
Messenger RNA from Megalopta genalis, 838 nucleotides. RefSeq lists its product as uncharacterized. The record is from RefSeq and is a predicted model, not a curated record. Lineage: Eukaryota; Metazoa; Arthropoda; Insecta; Hymenoptera; Halictidae.